Emiliania huxleyi CCMP1516 is the source of this 903-nucleotide messenger RNA. RefSeq lists its product as hypothetical. The annotation marks the transcript as partial. NCBI's taxonomy places the organism in Eukaryota, Haptophyta, Isochrysidales, Noelaerhabdaceae. The transcript is spliced from 3 exons. The record is from RefSeq and is a predicted model, not a curated record. Gene Ontology annotation, cellular component: nucleolus. Gene Ontology annotation, molecular function: histone H3K36 demethylase activity; histone H3K4 demethylase activity.
GUCGAGGGCGAGAAGCGGUGGACGCUGCACGCCCCUCCGGCUCCGGAGCACGUGCUGCCGCGCGACCCCUCGCCCGACUUCGCACCCGCCGACCUCGGCCCUCCCCUCGCGAGUGUCGCGCUCAAGCCGGGAGACCUGCUCUACCUGCCGCGCGGGACGGUGCACCAGGCCUUCACGCCGGCCGGCGGCGCCGCGUCGCUCCACCUCACCGUCUCGAUCUCGAGGCGGCACACGUGGCGCGACUUGCUCGAGCUGGGCCUGGCGGGCGCUCUCGAGGAGGCGGCGGCCGCCGACGUGACUUGGCGGCGCGCGCUCCCGCGCGAGUACGAGUCCUUCAUGGGCGUGCUGCACUCGGACCGCGCCGACGCGCGCCGCGCGCAGUUCAGCCAGAUGGCGCACGGCUUGCUGCAGCGGCUCGUCGCGUCGAUGCCGCUCGACGCCGUCGCCGACCACUUUGUGACCUGGACAGGCCGAGGCUGGAUGUACGACCGCAUGCCGCCGCACGCGACGCCCGACGACGCGCGGCGGCUUGCUCGCGCGGGGUCCCUCUCCCUCGCGUCCAAGGUCCGUCUCCGCUCGCGCUCCGCCGCUCGACUCGCCGUCGAGGGCGACGUGGCGGUGCUCUACCACCACGGCACGAACACGCGCGCCUACCACGAGGUGGAUGAGCCGCAGCACAUCGACUUCGACCUCGACGCGGCCCCUGCGCUGGAGCAGCUGCUCGCGUCGUACCCAAAGUACGUGCGUGUGGGCGCGCUGCCGUGCGAGACGGCCGCGCAGCGGCUCGACGUCGCGAACGCGCUCGCCGAGGCGCAUCUGAUCCUAUUGAAGCCCGGCGAGCGGCCGCCGCCCGCCGCAAAGCCGAAGCAAAAAGCGGGAAAGCGAAAGCCGGGCGCGCAGUGA